Messenger RNA from Amblyraja radiata (thorny skate), 6717 nucleotides. It is a transcript of the gene adcy5, whose product is annotated as adenylate cyclase 5. Gene Ontology annotation, biological process: adenylate cyclase-activating G protein-coupled receptor signaling pathway; cAMP biosynthetic process; intracellular signal transduction. Gene Ontology annotation, cellular component: plasma membrane. Bases 72 to 3620 code for a protein of 1182 amino acids. The record is from RefSeq and is a predicted model, not a curated record. The transcript has 22 exons. NCBI's taxonomy places the organism in Eukaryota, Metazoa, Chordata, Chondrichthyes, Rajiformes, Rajidae. Gene Ontology annotation, molecular function: adenylate cyclase activity.
UCUCCCUCUCUCGUUCUCUCCCCCCUUCUCUCUCUCUCCCUCUCUCCCCCCCUCUCUAUCUCCCCGGGACCAUGUCUAGGGCUAACAGUGUGAGCCCGCCCGGUUUCGGAGUCCACCACCCGCGAGCCGCCGAGCACCGUGCGGCGUGGGCGGAGGGAGCCAACGGCGCGGCGACCUCGGCCCAUUGCCGGGACAAGCGCUGGCGGGAGGACGGCGGACAAGGAGGCUUCGCGGCCAAGAGCUCCAGGAUGAGCGUGAGGUCCAAGCCGGCUUGGCAGCAGGAGGAGAGGAUGGGCUCUGCGGCGGCCGGGGGCAGCAGCGGCAACGUGGUGCGCCUGGACGGGGAGGUGAGACCCAGGUCGGUGGAGGUGGGACUGGAGGAGAGAGCCCACUCCAGGUUGGCCGAUGGCAACUCCUCGGCCUCGGAGGUGGACCUCUCCUUCGUGGGCUGCAGCCAGGGACUCCUGCGUAUCCUGCAGUCCAAGAAAUUCCAGUCGAGGAAGCUGGAGCGGUUGUACCAGCGCUACUUCUUUCGGCUCAACCAGAGCAGCUUGACUAUGUUGAUGGCCGUUCUCCUCCUGCUCUGCGUCGUCAUGUUGGCUUUCUACUGCGCCGCCGGCGGCAAAGAGGUGGCCUACCUUGUGAUCCUGGGCUCCUCCGUCUUCCUCAACCUGCUCCUGAUCGUCCUCUGCAACCGCAACGCCUUCCACCAGGACCACAUGUGGCUCAUCUGCUACCUUCUGGUGGUGAUCAUGUUGGCCGUGGAGAGCGUGGGGGUCAUCCAGAUGGAGCCCCGCGCCGCCUCCGAGGGCGUCUGGUGGACCGUGUUCUUCAUCUACAUCAUCUACACCUUGCUGCCCAUCCGCAUGCGAGCGGCCGUGAUCAGUGGCAUCCUCCUCUCCGCCAUCCACCUGGGCAUCUCCUGGACGAGGAACCUGGUCGAUUCCUUCCUGUGGAAGCAGUUGGUGUCCAACGUGCUGAUCUUCUCCUGCACCAACAUCGUUGGCGUCUGCACCCACUACCCGGCCGAGGUGUCGCAGCGGCAGGCCUUUCAGGAGACGAGGGAGUGCAUCCAGGCCCGGCUGCACUCGCAGAAGGAGAACCAACAGCAGGAACGCUUGCUGUUGUCCGUUCUGCCCCGCCACGUUGCCAUGGAGAUGAAGGCCGACAUUAAUGCAAAGCAGGAGGUCAUGAUGUUUCACAAGAUUUACAUACAGAAACACGACAAUGUCAGCAUCCUCUUUGCAGACAUUGAAGGAUUCACCAGCCUGGCCUCCCAGUGCAUGGCUCAAGAACUGGUCAUGACUCUCAACGAACUGUUCGCCAGAUUCGACAAGCUUGCAGCAGAGAACCAUUGCCUGCGGAUCAAGAUCCUGGGUGACUGCUACUACUGUGUGUCGGGCCUACCUGAGGCUCGAGCAGACCACGCCCACUGCUGCGUCGAGAUGGGUGUGGAUAUGAUUGAGGCCAUCUCGCUGGUGCGAGAGGUGACGGGAGUGAAUGUCAACAUGCGGGUGGGCAUUCACAGCGGACGGGUGCACUGCGGCGUUCUGGGCCUCCGCAAGUGGCAGUUUGACGUCUGGUCGAACGACGUCACCCUGGCCAACCACAUGGAAGCCGGCGGCAAGGCAGGUCGGAUCCACAUCACCAAAGCCACGCUCAACUACCUGAAUGGGGAUUACGAGGUGGAGGCAGGUUUCGGAGGUGACAGGAACACUUACCUGAAGGACCACAACAUCGAGACCUACCUUAUCAUGGGCUGCAGUCAGAAACGGAAGGAAGAGAAAGCGAUGAUCGCCAAACUGAACCGAACGCGUUCCAACUCGAUCUCCAACCUCGGCUCACCCUGGAACGUUGAGCGGCAUUUCUACAACCACAUCUCCAAAGAGAUGAAGACCAUGGGCAUUGUGGAUUACAUGGCCAAGGACAAAUACUGCAUGACCUGCAGAAACAUCCAAGAAAACAUGAACCCGGAGGAGGAGGUGGACGAGUUUCUGGGGCGAGCCAUCGAUGCCAGAAGCAUUGACCGCCUGCGCUCCGAGCACGUGCGCAAGUUCCUGUUGACCUUCCGCAAACCGGAGCUGGAAAAGAAGUAUUCCAAGGAGGUGGAUGACAGAUUUGGCGCCUACGUUGCCUGUUCCUGCUUGGUUUUCCUCUUCAUCUGCUCCAUUCAGAUCAUCAUUAUGCCCCACUCGGUGUUGAUGUUGACCUUCUACUUGACCUGCUUGGUCAUUCUGGCCGGAGUCCUCUUCGUGUCCACCAUCUACUGCUGCUUCAAGGUCUUCCCCGUCCCACUCCAGCUCCUGUCGAAGAAGAUUGUCCAGUCCAAGAUGAACAGCACCAUUGUCGGGGUCUUCAUCAUCUCACUGGUCUUCCUCUCUUCCUUUGUCAACAUGUUUGUCUGCAACACCCAGGACCUGCAGAUCUGUUUGGCCAAAGAGUUCAACACCACCCCCACAAACGUCAACCCUUGUGACAUCCUCACUUACUUCACAAACGAUAGUCUGGACUUGGAAACGCCGUUUUGCGGAGAACAUCCCAGCUGUAACUUCCCGGAGUACUUCACCUACUGCGUGCUGUUGAGCUUGCUGGCUUGUGCAGUGUUUCUGCAGAUCAGCAGUAUUGGAAAGCUGUUCCUCAUGUUGACCAUCGAGCUGAUCUACGUCAUGAUGCUGGAGGUGCCGGGAGUAACCCUCUUUGACAAUGCUGACCUCCUGAUGAUCGCCAACAGUCUGGUGACCCCGAACGGAACAUGGGCUUGCAGUUCUCCGGAAUUGACCAAAGUGCCUCUGAAGAUCAUGACCCCGGUUAUAAUUGCCGUGUUUGUCCUGGCUCUUUAUCUUCAUGCACAACAGGUGGAGUCUACAGCCAGGCUAGACUUCUUGUGGAAGCUACAGGCCACCGAAGAGAAGGAAGAAAUGGAGGAACUGCAAGCGUACAACAGACGGCUGCUACACAACAUCCUGCCCAAAGACGUGGCCGCCCACUUCCUGGCACGGGAGCGGCGCAACGACGAGCUGUACUACCAGAGCUGCGAGUGUGUGGCCGUCAUGUUCGCCUCCAUCAGCAACUUCUCCGAGUUCUACGUCGAACUGGAGGCCAACAACGAGGGAGUCGAGUGUCUCCGGCUCCUCAAUGAGAUAAUCGCUGACUUUGACGAGAUCAUCAGCGAAGACCAGUUUCGUCAACUGGAGAAGAUUAAGACCAUAGGCAGCACCUACAUGGCAGCGUCAGGUCUGAACGACUCCACCUAUGACAAAGUUGGCAAGACGCACAUCAAGGCCUUGGCUGAUUAUGCCAUGAAGCUGAUGGACCAGAUGAAAUACAUCAAUGAACAUUCGUUCAAUAACUUCCAGAUGAAAAUAGGACUCAACAUUGGGCCUGUUGUUGCGGGAGUGAUCGGUGCCCGCAAGCCACAGUACGAUAUCUGGGGGAACACAGUCAACGUAGCAAGUCGGAUGGACAGCACAGGAGUGCCGAACAGAAUCCAGGUGACUACGGAUAUGUACCAAGUCCUGUCAGCUGAAAGCUAUCACUUGGAGUACCGGGGACUGGUCAAGGUGAAGGGCAAAGGCGAGAUGUCCACGUAUUUCUUGAACGAGGGGCCGGACGGCAGUUAGCAAGAACAAGCGUAGUCACAAAGGACUAUGGUCAUCAAACGCUCGGAAAUCCUUUGCCAUUUUUGUGAUAAUGAGGGAUGGACUGAGGAUCUGUACCGUUAACACAACGGCUGAGUGAUGAUAUCGACCACCCCACCCCACCACCCCCCGCCCCCCAUCACCUCCCCCAUACCUUUCCCCAAUGGAACAGGCGGAGAGCUUCUUGAACACUACCCUCUCACACCCUCCCUUUUCCACGCCCCCCACCCAACACGGACACACAAAGUUAGCGAGAGCAAUUGUGGAGCAGGUAGAGACCAUUCGGCCCCGGAAACCUGUCCUAAAGUGAGUUGACUUCUGAUCGGUAUCAUAACUCUCACCGCCCCCACUUGAUUCCACAUGCCCAAGGCACCAACAUUAUGAUGCCUCUAUAGCAGGGAACCCUACAGCAGAAGUACUCUUCCCCCUGGCACACAAGCUAAGAAAGAACGCAGAAUACUUAGCCUUCUAGUGACUCGAUGUGGCAGGAACAGCACAUAAACGGAGACACAUGCAUCUACAGUCACACACACGUGCGCAUGCACACAUAUGUAAAGUUAUACCCACACAUGGCUGCACAGACACGCACACAAGACACGGACACGCACACACAAAUGGAGAAAUACCUAUACAAAAAUACAAAUAAUUCCCUCUUAAGACAUAGGCACCAAUGGCAGAGCCAGUCUUUAGUGCUCAGGCCCUCUCCCCUAUUGCCGUCUGGCAGGAGAUAGCUAAGCUGCCUACUUGAACCGUCGCCUGUGAAAAGAAGGUGCUCCCACAUUGAUGCCGACUGAAUUUCCAGGAUUUGGAUCCAGCAUGGAUGACAAAACAAUAUUUCAGUUCAGGAUGAAUUGUGACAUGGAGUGGGACAUAGGUGGACAUUUCAAUGCCCUACUUCAGCUUGGCUGGAGAAACUGUGGGUCUUGGGAGGUACAAUUGGAGUAACGAGCAAAUGAUCCUGCUUUUUCGAUGGUAUGUAAUGCAAACACUGUGAACCAGUGGUGGGGGGAAAUGACUGUUCAGGGUGAUGGAUUGGGUGGCAAUUACUUCGAACUGGAUGGUAUUGUGUUUCUUAAGAGUUGUUGGCAUUGCGUUUAUCCAGGCGAAAAUGGAGAGUAUUCCAUCACACUCCUGACAUGUGCUUUGUAGAUGUGGAAUGGCUUUGGGGCGUUAGGAGGUGAGUUACAUACCACAGGGGAUUGAGCCUCUGGCCAGUCCUGGUAGCCACAGGAUUCAUGUGGCUGGUCUACUUAAGUUUUGUUCAGUGCUAAUUCUUGGGUUAUUGAUGGUGAGGGGGAACUUGACAAUGACGGUCCCGUUAACUUUCAGUGGUUGGUGAUUAGAUUCUCAUGCCCAUUCUCAUGGGAGAUGUGGUACGGUUAGUUGACAAUGAUCAGCCCAUGCCUGAACGCUGUCUAGGUCUCAGUUCAUAUGGUUAUGAAUCGUUUUAAUGCAUGAACAGUGUGAAUGAAACUGCACAUUGUGCAAUCAUCAAAUAACCCUCUUUCUGACCUUAUGAUGGAAGGAAGGCUGAAGAUGGAGUAGAUAUGUGAAGAUGGCUGGGGCAAAUGCACCUCACCAAGGAACGCCUACAGAUGAUGUACUGGACCUAGGAUGAAUUGGUCGAAAACAACCAAUAACAUCUUCCGCUGUAUGACUUCAAUCAUUGGAGUGUUUUCCUCUUAAUUUUCAUUGACUUUGGUUUUACCAGGGUGCCUUGAUGCUACACAGUCAAAAGCUCUUUUGUCCAUAUUAAGAUAAAAUAUCUGAUAAAUAGAAUACAUGGUGGAACCCAAACUGGACAUUAGUUGGCAGAUUAUUAGUAACUACUGCUUAAUAGUCUGUUGAUGACACCUUGUAUCAUUGUGCUAAUGACCAAGAAUAAACGAACGGCACAGGGAUUUUCCAGAUUGUUUUGGUCCUGAUUUGAUUUAGAGCCAAUUUUUCACUUUGAUGCGAAGUUAUCCACAUUUAGUUGUGCUGGAGAUGGAACUGAUUCUGGGACCCAGUCUUUCAGCUCUACAGCCAUGAUAUUCGUUGGUGCCAUACACUUGGUGUUCAGAGUCAUUUGUUGGUCUCAUGUGGAGUGAGUCAGAUUGGUCACAGAUUGGUUUCAGUGCCACGCACCCACAUAAACACGCAUACGCACGCACACAAACACAGAUAUGGCCCAGCCUGUACCACUGUGACAUUACGAGACAUUUGUCCAGUCAACAUAAACCCAGGUCUCACCCUAUGUGGGUGAAGCCAGUCUACUUGCCGGCAGUUAACUCCACUUGUUCAACCGACCAUUGCUGCACUUUCGGUAGCCCAGACAAUGGAGGUCAGAGACUGUUCUAUCCAUCAGGUUGAUCAGGAAACCUUCCUUCUGGAGUAGACACGGAUAGGGGUUUGGGUGGCGGGGUGUUGGUGGGGGAGAAUGAAACACUUUCAAAUCUACCACUUUUUUAAAGAGAAUUUGUAAUAUUACUGCGAGUUUAGCAGAGAACUAGAAUUCUAUAUUUUGUAAAGGUAACAGCGGAUGCUGCGUACACCAGUGUAUAUUAUUCUGAUGUAUUAAUGCCAUUACAAACACCAACUACAGCACCCUCUCUGUGUAAUACACUCUGUCUCUCUUCCUGCUACGCAUUCAUCUUGAUUUGCAAUAAGGCUUUGUUGCAUGCAGAAUCGAAUUAUUCCCCCCCCCCCCCCUCUCCUCUGCCAUUCGCACUACCGCCCCACACCCCAUCCUCUUGGCUUCGCACGACCCCCCCUCCCUCUCUCCUUUUACCCCCCUCCCAUAUUCUUCCCUACGUUCUUGAAACAAUAUCUGGUUCCAUGGGCCGAUGAACUGCAGCAUUGCGAGCACAAAAUGAGCAGCCCACAAGCAGGGAUCGGCUACAUUUGGCCAACAGAGAGUGUCAGUUAUGGGUCUGUGACAGCUGGAAUGUAAUUGGUAAGAUAAACUUCAGUGAUUUAUAAGAGGGAAAUGCACUUUUUUAAAAUCCACAUCUUGCAGACAUUAUGGUAAUUUCCCAUGGAAAUUGAAAUGUGUUCAAUAAUUUAUUAUAAACUGUAUUAAACAAAAUAUUGCUUCACU